Mucor velutinosus is the source of this 558-nucleotide messenger RNA. RefSeq lists its product as uncharacterized. The record is from RefSeq and is a predicted model, not a curated record. Lineage: Eukaryota; Fungi; Mucoromycota; Mucoromycetes; Mucorales; Mucoraceae. The transcript has 2 exons. The coding region runs from base 1 to 558 and encodes 185 amino acids.
AUGCUGCGUAAUAUAUUGCAAGACCCUACUGUUGAGAAGGUUUACUGCUGCGUUCGAGGCAAGGAUCAUCAACUGAAAGAUCGUCUCUUGAAAACAUUUGAAUCUCGAUCUCUUGGUACCUCUCUCUUGAUCACGGAUCAUCUCGAGGUUUUGCCCAUGCGUUUCAAUGAGCCUUUUCUUGGUUUGACUAAGCAGCAUUACUAUCAACUCAAGAAGGAGGUAACAAUCGUCCAACACUGUGCUUGGUUGCUCAACUUUAACAUGCCAAUUGACCACUUUGACAAGGAAUGCAUUCAACCCUUUUACAACCUACUGAAGUUUGCUUACAAUGAAGUCAACCCAAUGCAUGUCCACUUUGUGUCUAGUGUCUCUGCCAGCGCUCUUUCAGGGCCUGUAAUUGCAGAGGAACCUUUACCCUUGGACUCUCAUGUUGCCAUGAACAUCGGAUACAGUCAAUCAAAAUGUGUGGUUGAAAUCCUUUUGAAUUACCUCACAGCUGAAAAAAAAACUUUCCUUGCUACGUCGAGCGUCUUGGUCAAGUCUGUGGUGACUCUGUGA